CACCCACUUGUCUAGAUUGUCUUAUCCCUCCCCCAAAUCAUUCUCCAAAACCCCCUUUAUAUAACCAAAACCUCCUCCUAGUUUCUUCUUCUUUAAUCACUCUUCUCACCAAAACAACCAAAAGAUGGAAGAUCCAAUUCCGUACGACCCGAACCCAAGUCCUCUCCCCAUCCCUCCGCUCGACAACGCCCACCUCCACUCAACCGAUUUCUUCCCGGAAAACUUCUCAAUCGACGCCGACGGAUACGGUGGUGAAGACGACGACUUCAACUUCGGCGUUGACUUCGAUUUCACCUUCGACGACCUCUGCUUCGCUGACGAUCUCCUCUCAGACCCUCAGGUUCCGGAGAUUCCUAAUUCGGAUGUUUCUGACGCUUUGGAGAAUCCUAAUUCCGGUGAUUCUGAGAUUAUUGGAAAUCCUGCCCCUAGGGUUUACGAUUGUUCGUCUCCUGAGGUGAAUCCAGGUCCGAUUUCUUCCGAAGAGUCAAAUUUCGGGGUGAAAUUGAGCUGCGCUUCGCCGGAAUCUGGUAGCUGUAAGAGUAAUUCGGCUGUUUCGCAGACCUUUCGUGGUGAUUCAGGUAAUAAUAGCGAUCGCGAUGUUUCUUCGAGUUCUUUUGUUGAUAAUAAUGAUGAUUUGUCUCCGAAUAGUCAGAUUAAGGUAGAGGAAAUAGUUGGGAAAAGUAAUCACAAUGUUAAUAAUACUAAUAAGAAAAAUGGUGUGCCAAAGAGGAAAAAAGAACAUGAAUAUGAACAUGAACAGGUUGAAGAGAGGAGUAGUGAGGGUAGACUUAAUAAGUUUAGGCGGUCGUCAAUGUCGGAAAAUAUGAGUAUUGAUUUGGAAGGUGUUGAUGGGGAUGACAAGAAGAAAGCAAGAUUAAUGAGGAAUAGAGAAAGUGCUCAGCUUUCUAGGCAGAGGAAAAAACAGUAUGUAGAGGAGCUAGAGGAUAAGGUUAGAGCAAUGCACUCUACUAUCACCGAUUUGAAUGGGAAGAUUUCGUAUAUGAUGGCAGAGAAUGCGAGUUUGAGACAUCAAUUGGUUGGUGGUGGGAUGUGUGCGGCCCCUCCACCGCCUCACGGAAUGUAUCCGAUGGCUCCUAUGCCUUACCCUUGGAUGGCGUGUCCUCCUUAUAUGGUUAAGCAGCAAGGGUCACAUGUUCCAUUGGUUCCGAUCCCUAGAUUAAAGCCUCAGCAGCCUGCACCAGCACCUAAGGUUAAUAGAAGGUCGGAGAGUAAGAAGAGUGAGGGGAAGACUAAGAAGGUUGCGAGUGUUAGUUUAUUAGGGUUGUUGUUUUGUAUGUUGCUCUUUGGAGGGCUUGUGCCGUUAGUUAAUGUUAAGUAUGGAGGGCUUGGUAUUGGGUUUGAUGGUGUGCAAAAGGGAAGUGUAUUUAUGGUUGAUAAGCAUAUGGAGAGUAAAAUUAGCAGUCAUGGGAGGAUACUUAAGCAGACUAAUAGUUCAGACAGGCUUGGUCCAAAUGGGAAUUCUAGUGAGCCGUUGGUUGCGUCGCUAUAUGUCCCUAGGAAUGAUAAGCUGGUGAAGAUUGAUGGGAACUUGAUCAUUCAUUCGGUUCUUGCCAGUGAGAAGGCUAAGGCAAAACAAACUGCUGAGGGGAUUAAGACCAGUGAAGAAACUGGCUUGGCUAUCCAUGGUAGUUAUCCACCUUAUCCUAUUCCUGGGCCUGGGAGCAAUGAUUGGAGACACCCUCAUCUUGACAGAAAUCAAAAUGGAAGGCAAAGGGCUCUCAGCUCUAGUUCUUCUGAAGAGUUUACACCAGCUGGAUCUGAUGGCAAGCUACAGGAGUGGUUCCGUGAGGGACUUGCAGGGCCUAUGUUGAGUUCUGGCAUGUGCACGGAAGUGUUCCAGUUUGACAUCUCACCCACUCCAGGAGCAAUAGUACCAGCUACAUCCAUUGUUAAUAUUACCUCGGAACGCCGCCAGAAUUCUACUCGCCCUAACCGAUCCAGGAAUAGAAGAAUCCUCCAUGAACAUGCUAUUCCUCUUGAUGGCAAUACACUUAAUGCUACUGAAGAUCAUGUGCAACAUGAGCAUAGUGAUGGACUUCAGGGCAACAAAUCCAGUUCUUCCAUGGUUGUCUCUGUUCUGGUUGAUCCGAGGGAAAUCGGUGAUGGUGAUGGAGAAGGCGUGAUAAGAUCGAAGACUAUGUCUCGGAUCUUUGUGGUAGUUCUGAUCGACAGUGUCAAGUACGUUACUUACUCUUGCAUGCUUCCAUUUAUGGGUUCAGGCAAUCAUUUGGUGACAACCUGAGAAGUGCAGGAAAGAAUAAAACGAGUGAUGGAUUUAAAGUAUCCAUCACCACAGUUUUGUACAGUAUCAAUCAAUAGUAAUGUAGAGCUUCUAAACCUUGUAGUGACACCUUUAAUCAGCUGGUCUUUCCUCUGCUAAGAAACCUUUGUAAUCUGGGUUCUUAUCUUAAUGUUGAGAUCUUGGUGUACUAACACGCAUCAUUUGGCCUAUCCGAGGAUGCGUUUCUGAACGUUGAUGGCUUGUAACUUAUGAUGUGUAAUGUACUAAUGUGAUAUAUGUGCAUCACUUUAUUAAAUUUGUAUUUCUACUGAUAAA
Molecule: messenger RNA, 2578 nt
Organism: Spinacia oleracea (spinach)
Lineage: Eukaryota; Viridiplantae; Streptophyta; Magnoliopsida; Caryophyllales; Amaranthaceae
Product: bZIP transcription factor 17
Exons: 2
Coding region: 125-2263 (712 amino acids)
Biological process (GO): regulation of DNA-templated transcription
Cellular component (GO): endoplasmic reticulum membrane; nucleus
Molecular function (GO): DNA-binding transcription factor activity
Source: RefSeq, a predicted model, not a curated record